UAAAGGACCAAGUGCUCUCGUGCGUCAAUAUUUUUCAUCUGUCUCGCAAAGGACAACACAUUGGUCAAUUUUUGAUGGUGAAUUUGUCGACACGCGGAGGUUGAGUUACCUGUAGAGACUCGUUCACUUGUGGCAGCAGCGACGGUGCGGCUUAAACCUGAAACACAUGGAUGUCAGCAGGAGUAGGCCCAAUGAUGCUGCCCACGUCAACCUACUCGGCUUCAGCACCCAAUAGUCAUGUCAGCCAGCUGAGCAGGUACCUUAGCAACCACCACAACACGCCUGAAGAGGACGAUGAGACCAUGAGCUCUAAGGAGCGAGAAGCCAGCGUCGUUCACAAGCCAGACUCCGCCCCCAACUCUGAUGGCCACCGCCCACCUCCGGAACACGCCACCUUUGCUGAUGACUCCAUGUUCAGCAGACAGAGGCUGGACAGAGAGCGGGAACACAAACACAACCACACUCUCCCUGAACCUGGCUCCAGCUCCAGCUUGUACCAGCCUCCCCGCAGCUUGCCUGCCGGGUACAGCCAGCCAACUCCGUUCCCCAGCCAGGCUGACGGCGCCUGGCUCCACCCGAGCUUUGCCAGCAGCUGGUCGGGGUAUCCCAACAGCCUGCCGUCCUCUCUGAACCAGAACGAUUACUCCAGCUGUUCUGGCGAUAGCGGCCUGUCAGGGUACAAGUUUGUGUCCCUGCCUGGCAGACACAGCACCAAUAUGAGCAACUUAGAGCAGCCGCUCUCUCUGCUCUCCAAUCCGCCUUCGGGCAACUUGUUCCAUCAUACGUUGUCUCCGUACACGUGCUCGCCCCAGGGAGCUGCCUUCUGUGCGCAGUGCCCCGCAGACGCCUUCAACAGGGGGCCUGUGGCCAACACACCCCCCUGGCCACAGUACCACCCAGCUUACGGCCCGUACUAUCCAGGCGCCUGCAGACUACCUGGACCUGGAUACACACAAAUUGGCCACAACCCUCCAGCUAAAGAGAAGCACCCCCCACAUAGCACACCGCUCUCUCUGGAGCAGAGGAGGGUCUUUGUCACUUACGAAGCGGACAACGACAAGCAUGUCAAUGAGAUCAUCAACUUUGUUGCUCUGCUGCGACACAACGGCUUUGAUACACACAUUGAUAUUUUUGAGCAGCAGUUCAGGAGCAUAAGCAAGAUAGACUUCAUGGAGCGAUACAUCAGUGAGAAAGAGUACCUGAUCAUCAUCAUCAUCAGUCCCAAGUACUAUGAGACGGUGACGGCCUCCCCAGUCUGCCUGGUGAACGACGAGAGGACCUUUAACACAGUCUACAUACAUAAACAGCUCCAGACUGAGUUCAUCCAGAAUGGAAGCAAGAAUUUCAGGUUUAUUCCCAUUGUGUUCCCCGGGGCUAAAAAGUGUCACGUCCCAAACUGGCUCCAAAACACGCACGUUUACGAAUGGCCGCUCCAUCGGGAUGACAUUCUACGGCGGCUGAUGAGGGUCGAGAAGUACAAUCCACCUCCCAUCGGGGAGCUACCGACCAUCGUUUCCAUCCCCAUAUAGACACCUCUGACCUGAAGACACUGACUGGAAAAAAAGAAACUUGCUUUUUGGAGAACUGCUGGCCACUGUUGAAUACAGGAAUACAUGUGCAGGAUGUUUUAUUUGAGUGUAAAUGAGAUGCUAAGGGCGCUGUGUGAACAUUUCUCCUGGAAUAUGUUGCAUACGUGUAAUUAGGGCCUUUAAAUUCCACCGAACUCAGACAAGUGCCAGCGUUGAUGUUUAAGGCAGGCACACAGGCAGCUUGAUGUUUACUGGUGCUACUCUAAGUUAAUUACUUUCACAGCCUGACAAAUACAAUGUUUACUUUUUAAAAGUAUAAUUUAAAAUUCAUAUUUUAUAGAAUUUGAACACAUGAAUGUAAAUGAAAGAUUUUUCAUAUUUUAUGGGACUUGCAUGUGUGUCGUAUGAUUAAAUAGAUAUGAAUAGUCUGAUGACUGUAUAUUUGCAGACUGGACCAGCAGAGCUUUCAUUUAUGAGAAGUAAACAGUGACAGAUAAUUCUCAGUCAUAUUAUCUUUCUUUUUACAGUGUCUAUCUAAUGCAAACAGCUGCCCAACUAGAUGGAGUUACUGACGUAUUUUGAAGAGUAAAAUUAACAGAUGAUGCCUGAAAAGCAACAUUUUAUUUGAAUUUGUUUUUCAUGACAGUUGGUGCACGGCAGAUAUUGUUUCAAGUGGAGGCAGAUUUAGAUUUCUUUUAUUUUUUUGGGGGUCUUGCACAACCGUGGAAUUAGGCAGCAUUAGUUAUACAUUUAUAUAUUAAAUUAUGGACAAAACUAUUUAAGUAUGUGUUUUUUCAUGUAUUUUUUACUCUUUUUUUUAUUUUUUAUUUUUUUUUACUGGUAAACAAAGUGCUGGCUUCCUGAAUGCUUAAAAGAGCACAAGCAGUUGCAAUGUUAACCGACAGAUUACCUGAUUUAGGUUUAUGGUCUCUGCAAGUUGUUUUUCACAGGAUAUGUAAAAAAAAAAGAAAAACAGACUAAAACCAGCAAAUAAAAAAAACGUAAUUUGGUCAAUUAAUUACAUGGUUCCAUGAUACACCACAGAUGGAAGGUGAUGUUAGACAUUUUGUAUUUUGUUUUGCACCAAAACAGUGCUUAAUGGAUUUCUUGUAAAACUACCAAUGUUAUGAUUAAAACUGUAGAACUGCAGUGUGUUUGCAGGUGAUAGCGUGUUGGUAUUGUCCCUACACUGACAUCUCCUCUGGGAGACACAGACAGUAAAUGAGUGUUUGAAAAGCCGGCCCCAAACAUGACAUUUAACCGCAGACAAGCAGAGACCUGGGACUGGUUCUGCCUGCAGGGCUACGUUGGCAAUAUUCUAACAGAGAGCUGCAUUUCUCCGCAUGAAAACGUUAAGGUUUAGGAAUGCUUCGCUAUUAACUACAGAUCUGUCAACACACUGAUUGUGUUUGACAGUUUGUGCUCCCAUCAGACCACCGACCACUCGUCUCAUUGCAUUCUGGAGAAAUUCAGCCUGAGAGCAGUGAGGUAGAGCUCCAGAAGGGUGACAUAGUGCCUCUCCUCAGCUUCUAGUGGCUGGGGUGGAAAGGCUCAGACAGGAUGUUCUAUCAAGAUAAGUAGCUGACACAGCUGCCUGUGUGGUAAGGCUUCUAAAGAAUCUGCAAGUUUAGACUGAAAUGGGUCAACAAAACCGGUUUGUGGUGAGAGAAAUAUCACGUGUAACACUGUGACACAUUUAAAGAAUGUUUGUGUGUGCAGAAUAUGAUCCAUCCCAGCAGUAGUGUUACAUUAAUCCUGUUUGUUACCUGCAUGUGCAACAUUACCGAUUAAAGAGCCGAGCAUCAGGA
Molecule: messenger RNA, 3337 nt
Organism: Perca fluviatilis (European perch)
Lineage: Eukaryota; Metazoa; Chordata; Actinopteri; Perciformes; Percidae
Gene: traf3ip2l
Product: TRAF3 interacting protein 2-like
Exons: 11
Coding region: 171-1529 (452 amino acids)
Biological process (GO): humoral immune response; positive regulation of canonical NF-kappaB signal transduction
Source: RefSeq, a predicted model, not a curated record